CGAAUUUUCACCACUAUAAAACCGUCUCAAGAAACUCCUCAAUCUCCAAAACAACAUUCCUAACACAAAAUCCCAAAAAACUAAAUCUUUUUCUUAGUAACAUUUUCAAUCUAUGGCUUCUCCUUCGCUUAUCGUUUCUAUCUUUUCCUUCAUCUUCUUAUUCUCUCUCGCCGCUGCAAAUGAAGUAACCGUCGGUGGAAAAUCCGGUGACUGGAAGAUCCCUCCUUCCUCUUCUUACUCAUUCACCGAAUGGGCUCAAAAAGCUCGCUUCAAAGUCGGCGACUUUAUUGUUUUCCGGUACGAAUCUGGUAAAGACUCGGUUUUGGAAGUAACUAAAGAAGCUUACAACAGCUGCAACACCACGAACCCUUUGGCUAACUACACCGAUGGAGAGACCAAAGUGAAAUUAGACCGUUCGGGUCCAUUCUACUUCAUUAGUGGAGCUAAUGGUCACUGUGAGAAAGGUCAGAAGCUGAGCCUUGUUGUGAUCAGUCCUCGUCACAGUGUCAGCUCUCCGGCUCCUUCUCCGGUUGAGUUUGAAGAUGGUCCAGCUUUGGCUCCAGCUCCAACCAGUGGCUCAGUUAGGCAUGGUGAUGGUCUAUAUGUUGUGUUAGGUCUUGUUCUUGGUCUAUUGGCUUGGUUCUGAUUUGGAACCAUGUGAUGAGUUUGCUUUUUAGAAUGAGCUUUUUUGUUUUAAAAAGCUUUUUUUUUUAAAUGAUUACAUGUUGUGUUGUUUAGCUAAGAGAUCUUUGUCUUUGGCUCCUUGCUACUAUUUUAUUAUAAAUUCAAUUUAUUAUUAUUUCUCAAGA
Messenger RNA from Arabidopsis lyrata subsp. lyrata, 809 nucleotides. RefSeq names its product early nodulin-like protein 1. Gene Ontology annotation, cellular component: plasma membrane. Gene Ontology annotation, molecular function: electron transfer activity. NCBI's taxonomy places the organism in Eukaryota, Viridiplantae, Streptophyta, Magnoliopsida, Brassicales, Brassicaceae. The coding region runs from base 113 to 646 and encodes 177 amino acids. The transcript has 2 exons. The record is from RefSeq and is a predicted model, not a curated record.